AUGUCUGUACCAAGCAAAGCGUUAAGCCUCCCUUCCUUCCUCUUCUCGGUCUUCGUGUUUUACUGGAGCCUGCCUUUGUUUGCCAUCAUCUAUCGCAUCCGCUUCGCAAAUGUUGGCAAGCGCAACGACAUGCUCGACUGGUGGAUGGUGUUCUUCGCCUUCCCCGUGUUUUGCACCUCGGUCCUCAUAUUGCGAGGUAUUGUGCUAUUCAAACGAGGUCAUAUAGCGGACAAGGAGCUUCUUAAAUCCGACGCCGUGGUGGUUAUGGUGGUUAUGGUUGUUGCGACGGUUGUUCAGGCCUUCAACGUCUGGCUGGAUGCCACUCUGAGAAAGAGUACGGUCCCUGGUUUACUGGUGUACCCGGAAGGCCACCGCAGUCUGAAGCCCCGCAGUCUGCCCCUUAAGCGCGGCAUGCUCCACUUCGCCUUCAGCCGGCAUCUGGCAGUGCAGCUGGUCAUCACCCGCGGCAAGGAGGAGGUGAUGAGUGAGAAGACCUGCUCGGCCAGGUGGGGCAGGACACUGGUCACCAACUACUCCAAGGUAUGCGCCGGGGGGAGGUGGGGUGGGGUCAUCAAGCCGACAGAUUUUGAUAGCUUCGACGCCUUUUUUAACGAGAUACAAACAACCUGGGAUGCCUGCUGGCAGCUGUCGUACCACCAGCCGAUUGCGGGUGUUCCGCGGCUGAGCCUCAAGGACGCGCAUGAGUACGACUACCCGCCAAGCAUGCGGUGGUUGCAGCUGGGUGUGACACUGCUCAGCAUCGUCAUUCUGGCUGCCGUACUGUACGGCAGCUGGGUGGUCCUCCGCGCCGGGGUACUGAGCUUGGGGUCGUCUGUGACGCAACAGGCUGUGGUGGUUCUCGGGGGGGCGGGUGGCUGGCUGGGAUUGUCCCUGUUGAGGAGCUUCUUGUAG
Messenger RNA from Volvox carteri f. nagariensis, 912 nucleotides. RefSeq lists its product as uncharacterized. The transcript has 7 exons. NCBI's taxonomy places the organism in Eukaryota, Viridiplantae, Chlorophyta, Chlorophyceae, Chlamydomonadales, Volvocaceae. The record is from RefSeq and is a predicted model, not a curated record. Bases 1 to 912 code for a protein of 303 amino acids.